Elephantulus edwardii (Cape elephant shrew) is the source of this 2049-nucleotide messenger RNA. RefSeq names its product leucine-rich repeat LGI family, member 3 (gene LGI3). The record is from RefSeq and is a predicted model, not a curated record. Gene Ontology annotation, biological process: regulation of exocytosis. Gene Ontology annotation, cellular component: synaptic vesicle. The coding region runs from base 219 to 1865 and encodes 548 amino acids. Gene Ontology annotation, molecular function: protein binding. Lineage: Eukaryota; Metazoa; Chordata; Mammalia; Macroscelidea; Macroscelididae. The transcript is spliced from 9 exons.
CUCUCCGAGCCAGCUUGCAGGAGCCUGCGGGGAAGGGCACGGCAGCCGGCGCCUUGGGGCAGGAGGAGUCGCACAGGCGGGACCCGUAGCUGCAGCGCCGGCUGCGGCUGCGGCUGGGGCGGCCGGCCGGGAGGUGCCUGUCCGCGCGGGGUGGCACAGCCCGCCUGAGCGGUGGGGCGGUGACUGCGGGCAGCCCUCAGCAGUGCUUGCGGGGCGGCAUGGCGGGGCUGCAGGCCAGGCGGGGUCUGGGGCCCCGGCUGCUAGCGCUGUCCACGCUAGGCUUCUGCUUAAUGCUGCAAGUCAGUGCCAAGAGGCCCCCCAAGACGCCCCCUUGCCCGCCCAGCUGCUCCUGCACCAGGGACACCGCCUUCUGCGUGGACUCUAAGGCAGUGCCCAGAAACCUGCCCUCCGAGGUCAUCUCCCUGACGCUGGUGAAUGCUGCCUUCUCCGAGAUUCACGAUGGAGCAUUUUCCCACUUGCCGCUGCUGCAGUUCUUGUUACUCAACUCCAACAAGUUCACGCUGAUCGGAGACAAUGCCUUCACAGGACUGUCGCACCUGCAGUACCUCUUCAUUGAGAACAAUGACAUCUGGGCACUCUCAAAGUUUACCUUCAGAGGACUCAAAUCCCUGACACACCUCUCACUGGCCAACAAUAACUUGCAGACACUGCCUCGAGACAUCUUUCGGCCCCUGGACAUUCUGAGUGACUUAGACCUCCGGGGCAACUCACUCAACUGCGAUUGCAAAGUGAAGUGGCUGGUGGAGUGGCUGGCCCACACCAACACAACGGUGGCCCCCAUCUAUUGCACCAGCCCGCCCCGCUUCCAGGAGCACAAGGUGCAGGAUCUGCCACUGCGAGAGUUUGACUGCAUCACCACUGAUUUCGUGCUAUACCAGACCCUGUCCUUCCCAGCAGUGUCAGCUGAGCCCUUCCUUUACUCCAGCGACCUCUACCUGGCACUGGCCCAACCAGGUGCCAGCACCUGCACCAUCCUCAAGUGGGACUAUGUUGAACGGCAGCUGCGAGACUAUGAUAGAAUCCCAGCCCCCUCCGCGGUGCACUGCAAGCCCAUGGUGGUGGACAGCCAGCUGUACGUGGUUGUGGCACAGCUGUUUGGAGGCUCUUACAUUUACCACUGGGACCCCAAUACCACACGCUUCACCAAGCUGCAGGACAUCGACCCCCAGCGCGUGCGCAAGCCCAACGACCUUGAGGCCUUCCGCAUCGAUGGGGACUGGUACUUUGCUGUGGCUGACAGCUCCAAGGCCGGUGCCACCAGUCUCUACCGCUGGCACCAGAAUGGCUUCUACUCUCACCAGGCCCUGCACGCCUGGCACCGAGACACCGACCUUGAGUUUGUGGAUGGCGAGGGCAAGCCUCGGCUGAUAGUGUCCAGCAGUUCCCAGGCGCCGAUUAUCUACCAGUGGAGUCGCACCCAGAAGCAGUUUGUGGCCCAGAGUGAGGUGACCCAGGUGCCUGAUGCCCAGGCAGUGAAACAUUUUCGUGCUGGCCGUGACAGCUACCUGUGUCUCAGCCGAUACAUCGGGGACUCCAAGAUUCUGCGCUGGGAAGGGACUCGCUUCUCAGAAGUGCAGGCCCUGCCCUCGAGAGGCUCGCUGGCCUUGCAGCCCUUCCUGGUGGGCGGCCGCCGGUACCUGGCGCUGGGCAGUGACUUCUCCUUUACUCAGAUUUACCAGUGGGACGAGGGGAGGCAGAAAUUUGUGCGGUUCCAGGAGCUGGCUGUGCAGGCCCCUCGAGCUUUCUGCUACAUGCCUGCUGGGGAUGCCCAGCUGCUCCUGGCUCCCAGCUUCAAGGGACAGACACUCGUGUACCGACAUGUCGUGGUAGACCUCAGUGCCUAGAGGGGUGCCCAGGCCUUUGGCUUCCUCAGGGCAGCCUCCAGGAGCUGGUGGGUGAGCAGCUCCUGUGAAAACGUGUGAAGCUAACCCACACAUGCACCCUUGUACGCACACAUGCCCAGUGAGCCUGGGCACACACCAUGAGCAAGUCUGAGGGCCGUCAUCAUAGAUGUAAUCAGCACGAACA